Molecule: messenger RNA, 982 nt
Organism: Ambispora leptoticha
Lineage: Eukaryota; Fungi; Glomeromycota; Glomeromycetes; Archaeosporales; Ambisporaceae
Source: the annotation of a GenBank genome assembly
AUGCGAUUUCUUCGAAGUCUUGGCAGAAGAACACUAGAAGAAAGUGGUUCCGACACGAUUGCUGUGACUAAUUGUGAUCAUUGGUUUGGUUACGUUUUAGCCUGGUCACUUCUCGAAAUACGACAUGAUAAAAAUUACAAUGUCCGUGUUCUCACUCGUACGCGUAAUAAGUACACGGAUGAUUUGGAUAAAAAAGGGGCGGAGAUUUUUGAGAUUGAUUAUGGAAGAAGCGAGACGCUUGAAACUGCCCUUGGUCACGUUGGAUGGCUAGUGGUUGUUCCCGAGGCGGAUCGUGAUCGUGUUAAAUGGGCAAAAACCCUUGCUGAUGCGAUUAAAAAAAUUGAUGUAUCAAAUGUGAUAACUCUUUCAAUGCUUGGAGCCGGUGAUUCGAAAACUCGAACAUUAGCUGACUUUAGAGAUAUUGAAAAAGCAGUGGAAGGUUCUGCCAAAAAUUGGGUAACUUUAAGACCUUCGUUCUUAAAUCAAUCAUUUUUCGUUUUCGAGAGAAAAAUCAGAGAAAGUAAACAGCUUACGAUCAAUGCCGGGGAAGAUGCUCGUUGGUCACCAGUGGAUCUUGACGAUGUGAUCUACGUUCUAUCAAAAUUUGCGUUCGAUAAUAAUGGUCUUUUACGACCUGUUUUAGAAGAGGAACAUCAACAUAAAAUCUACACAUUAACAGGCCCUGAUUUGGUUACCGGUCCACUUCUUGCUGAUGACAUUAAUUCAGCUAUUAAAGCGAAACCACGUACAAUUAAAUUCAUGGAAGUCACGCGAGAAGCUCUUGAAGACUAUUUGUUGGGCAGGGGUAAUCAACGUGAUAGAGAUUUGUUUAGGAGCCUUGAUAGAAGAGACUUUCAUCUUGACUAUCCAAAGCCCGGGAAGCUUAAUCAAAUUGCAGCUUCUUUAAUCUUGGACUUUUUCGAAUACGUGAAUACCGGAAAAGCUGGAUAUUUGUCUGGCGAUUUUAAAGAUAUUACUAACG